AUGGAACAAGACCAAUCACAUCAUAGACAUGAAUAUGUAUCUAAGAAUGUUGAAAAGACUACUACUAAUGAUUUGUUGGGUUUGAAUGAUAGAGAACAAGAUGAAACAGUCACAGUAGGACCAAUUGCUAAAGAAUUUACACUAGAUAUUCCUAGAAUUCCCAGUUUAGAAUUACCUUUGAAUGUUUCAACGAAACAUUCCAGUGUUCAAAGAGCUAUAGAGAUGUGUGGUGGUAUUAGUAAUAUCAAAAAAGCCUUUAAAGAAGAGGGACCUAUAGAUUCUCAAGAUGGAUUAGAAUUGUAUUUAAAUAAAGGUGAUCCAGGGUUUUUUAAUGAACAUCCUUUAAUUGGAAAAAGAGUACCAUAUAGAGAUGAUUCUAUUGUUUUAAAGAUUACUUUACCAAAAGGGACACUAGAAAAAAAUGAUGGGGAUUUAAAGAAAUCAUUAAACUCACUUAAUGAAAAGGAUUAUAGGGUUACUCCUAUAGCUAUUGUUGAUAACAGUAUUAAAUUUAGAGAAUUGUCAGAUUUCCAAGUUAGAUUAGAUAAUUCAAGUUCUGCAAAAGAAUUUGAAAACAAGAUUCAUUCUUUAUCAUGGAAAGAGUUACGACAAUAUGUGGAUUCUGUACAAGAUAAUGACACUAGACCCUUUGAAAAUAUUAAUAAUAUUAUUUUAAACAGAGAUUUGAAAUGUCCAAAUAAUGAUUUCCAAUUACCACCACCACCAAAAUUCGCAAUGAAUGGAUUAUCACAUUUAUAUAAAUAUAAAGGUAACCCCUUAGCCAGAAAAACAAAUGGUGUCACAGAAGUCAAGAAAUCAUAUAUUAAAAAUUAUCAAAUUUUAUUACAUGGAUUUAAUAAAAAUAUUAAAAUUCCAUUGGAGCCCUGUGAAGAAGCAAUUACUUGCUAUUUAAUGGCUCAGAAAGAUGGUAUUUACCCCGGUACAAAGAAGGAAUCUAAAUUUUAUGAAUCAUUAGAAGAAUGUUUAACAAUAUUAAAGAAAUUAUUUGAGCAGAGACCAAUUUGGAUUAAAAGACACAUUGAUGGGUUGAUUCCGAAGAGAAUUCACCACACUUUGAGGGUGGCAUUAGCAUUAAUAAGUUAUAGAUUUGUUAUGGGACCAUGGAGAAACACAUAUAUUAAAUUUGGUAUUGAUCCAAGGAGUUCUAAUGAAUAUGCUAAAUAUCAAACAGAAUAUUUUAAGAUCGUGAAAAGACUUGUAAAUUCACCCUUGGGUAAGAAAAAUAUCCCAAAAAUUCCUUCAUUGGUAUUUGAAUCUAAUAGACCAGGUGAUAUAGAUAGUAGGUUUAGAUUUGAUGGUACUCAAAUCCCAUGGUAUUUGAUGUUGCAAAUAGAUAUUUUGAUUGAUGAACCAAAUAUUAGGGAAGUUUAUAGUAAAGUGGAGUAUUUGGAAGAACCUAAUGAAUUGACUGGCUGGUUUAAAGAAUUGGAUUUAGUUAAAAUGAGAAGAAUAAUGAAAUAUGAGCUGGGUUGUUUAGUUCAAGGGAAUCAUAAUUUUAACCCUUAUAGACUAAAAUAUUAUAAGUCUAUUAGAAAUACAAAUGAAACAAAACCAAAGGAGAUGAGCUCAAAGGAUGAUUUUAAGAAUAAAUUGGAUGCAGAAGGUGAUAUAGAGAUGGAAAAUUCAGUAGACAAUAAUAUAGAUGCAAGACAAGAUGAUGAUGAUGAUGAUGACAAUGGUAUUAUAUCAGAUGAAGCUGAUGAAGAAGUCUUGGAGGAUGAAGAGGAAGAAGAAGAAGAAGAAGGAGUUGAUGAUAAUGAAUCAAAUGAUAUGGAUAAAGCAUAUUAUAAUAAUAAUGAUAAUAAUCAAGAACAAUUUAUCGAUCCAAGUAUGAAUGUUUAUAGAAAGAAUACCUCUGAUAUAAAUAAUAGUGUCAAUUAUAAGUAUGCAUCAUUUGGAGAUAUUAUUGACAGAAUUGCAAAAUUGAAUCCUUCUGAAGCGAAAAUAUUAGAAUCUCAAUUAGAAGGAUUUGUACAUGAAAGUCGUUUAUGA
Messenger RNA from Arxiozyma heterogenica, 2013 nucleotides. RefSeq names its product transcription factor TFIIIC subunit TFC1 (gene TFC1). Gene Ontology annotation, cellular component: transcription factor TFIIIC complex. Gene Ontology annotation, biological process: transcription initiation at RNA polymerase III promoter. NCBI's taxonomy places the organism in Eukaryota, Fungi, Ascomycota, Saccharomycetes, Saccharomycetales, Saccharomycetaceae. Bases 1 to 2013 code for a protein of 670 amino acids. The record is from RefSeq and is a predicted model, not a curated record. Gene Ontology annotation, molecular function: RNA polymerase III type 2 promoter sequence-specific DNA binding; RNA polymerase III type 1 promoter sequence-specific DNA binding. The transcript has a single exon.